AUGUUCACUGCCAGACACAUGAUCGCAGUCGGAGGCAGCGCCACUUCCCAUUCCCAUUCCCGAUUUAGAUCAAAGGGGAAUUCUGUCGUUGGAACAGGUGCCCGUGUACCGCGCGCCGUGUACCAUGCACCGGUUGUAUCAAUAUUGGGUUAUACCAAAAAGUACAUUACCAAAAUAGAGCUGUAUCAAUUUAGAGUCAUACACAAAUAUGGCUGUGCCAACAUAGGAUUGUAUCAAAAGAUUGAUGCACCAAAACAGCGUUAUUUCAAAAUAGAGUUGUAUCAAAAUUGGGCUGUACCAAAAAUAGAGUCGACAAAGACCGACAGACACCGAAGCCCCGUCAGCCUCAACCCCCGCAGCCUGUCUUCACACUCGGGGCGGGAACUCGGCUUAGCACUACGAGGAACUGAGGUGUUAAGACUAACAGAACACCCGUGUAACUGUCAGAGGAAAAAAUGCCACUCAAAGUUACCAAGGCUUGCAAUGGCAGCUGCAAUAAAGAGGUCAUUUGUGACAAGGCAAGCUCGCCCCAGCUCGGGGUCACACGAGACACACAUAUUUCAUAAACUUCGUAUGCAAAACUCGCAGCUGCAUGACCCGACCAUUGCAAUGCCCAAAGUCAACAAAACUCGUAUGGGCUUUAGUCAGAUUAACAAAGGCCCGCAUGGAUUGCAACGUUCAUGCAAUACAGAGGUGAACAUAGAGACCAAAGAGACUAUAGAGACCAUAGAGACUUUAGGGACCGCAGCGUUGCCAGGCUUGCCCCCAGCGCCCGCACAGGCAAGGCGUUUGAAGAAAUCGCCACCGACUUGUAAUAAUCGACAUCUGGCUGACCUGGCGUCCAUGGCUACCCAUAUUAGGGCCACUACUUCUCGAGACACUGCAUCACCAUCACCCCCACAGUCCCAAGUACAUCACCCAUCACCACCACAGUCACCAACAUCACAGCACCACCAGUGCAUCACCAUCACCCCACAAGUCACCAAUAACCACAUCACCACCACAGCCAACAAGUGCAUCACCAUUCAACCACCACAGUCACCAGUGCAGUCACCAUCACCCCCCACACAGUCACCAACAUCACCACAGCCACCGAAUGCAUCACCAUCACCACCGCAGUCACAAGAACAUCACAUCACCCACCACAGUCACCAAUGCAUCACCACACCCCCGCAGUCCACCAAGAGCAUCACCAUCACCACCACAUCACAAGAGUCACCCCACAGUCACAAGUGCAUCACCAUCACCCCCACAGUCACCAACAUCACCACAGCCACCGAAUGCAUCACCAUCACCAACCGCCCAGUCACCAAAGGCAUCACCAUCACCACCACACACAAUGCAUCACAGUCACCACCACAGUCGCCAAGUGCCACAUCACCGCACCAACAUCAACCCCCACCAACAAGUGCAUCACAGUCACCACCACAGCCAACUAGUGCAUCCCAGUCACCACCACAGUCGCCAAGUGCAUCACCAUCACCACCGCACAGUCACCAGCAUCACACCACAGCCAACAAGUUGCUUCACACCCCCAAGUGCUUCAACAUCACGACCACAGUCACCAACAUCACCACCACAGCGACCAAGUGCAUCACUAUCACUACCACAGCCACUGAGUGCAUCAACAUCACCACCACAGUCACCAAGUGCAUCACCAACGCCAUUAAGUGCAUCACCACCCCAGUUUGUGAAUCCGACUUUUUACCUCUCCAAGCUAAAAAAUAUAUAAAAUCUGGUGGAUGA
This is a messenger RNA of Penaeus vannamei (Pacific white shrimp), 1746 nucleotides long. Lineage: Eukaryota; Metazoa; Arthropoda; Malacostraca; Decapoda; Penaeidae. The record is from RefSeq and is a predicted model, not a curated record.